AAUGGCGACGGUGUCACGGUGAGAUGAUAAACAUUUGCUUUAAAAAGAAAAUAUGCACUAAUAAAGCUCGAUUAAUAAUGGUAUAAACUCAAAUUUCCGUAUUUGUUUAAGUCCCAACGGGACAUUUUGUGAUCGCAAUCCAUGGGAAUAAAUUAAAUACACACACACAACAUAUAACUGUGAAUGUAACUACACAUCCAACAACUGAAACGACUCUGAAACACUAUUGAAAACAUGUUGAUCAAAGAGGAGAAUGAAGACUUUGGUUUUCCGGAACCACGUGAAAUGAAAGCUGAAGAUACAGAUGAACAAAUAGAUACCGUCAAAGUUAAAGAGGAAGAACUUAAUGAAGAGGAGCAACAACAGCAUCAGAAAUCUCAAGUUAUCACCAACGAAAAACCACCAUUUAGUUCCCCACAGACUGACAAUGAACUGUUGAUAGAAUUAUUAGGAGCCAAUAAUUUUUUAACCUGCACUGAGUGUGGAAAAUGUUUUAUACAUAAAGCAAAACUUCAAGUGCACAUGAGACUUCACACUGGAGAGAAGCCUUAUAUAUGCAAAGAUUGUGGUAAAAGUUUCCAUUGUAAAACAUACCUAAGAAAGCACAUGAAAAAUCAUGCUGCAGUGAAACCUUUCACCUGCCCUCAGUGUGGAAAAGGUUUCACAGAGAGAAGAUACGUUGAAAAUCACAUGACCAUUCACACCGGGGAGAAGCCUUUCUCAUGCACCCAGUGUGAGAAGAGUUUCACACGUAAAGCAACCCUGAAGAUGCACAUGAGAGUUCACACUGGAGAGAAGCCUUUCAAAUGCCAUCAGUGUAACGAGAGUUUCGCACGGAGAUGUUCUUUAAAUGUGCACAUGAUGAUUCACACUGGAGAAAAGCCUUUGACUUGUGAACAGUGCGGGAGGAGAUUUACACGUAAAACUAACUUGAAUAUGCACAUGAUGAUUCACACUGGAAAGAAGCCCUUCACGUGCCAUAUGUGUGGCAAGAGCUUUAUUCGUAAAGAAAGACUCAAUUCACACAUGAGGAUUCAUACGAGAGAGAAACCUUUUACAUGCAAUCAGUGUGGAAAGAACUUCUCGUGUGCAAAACUAUACAAAAGUCAUCGCUGCUCUCCCUGUAGUAUAAAUUCACUUACGUGUGAUCCGUGUAGCAGAAGUUUUACUUCCACAUCAGCCCUAAGAAAGCACCUGAAAAGUCAUGUUGAAAACAAAACUUACUUGUGUUCUCCCAAGGAAAAGAGUAACAAGGACCAGAAAGAACGUAUAGUUGUAAAAACUCAUGUCUGCUCAUACUGUGGAAAAGGUUUUGCUCAGUUGGCAUACCUGAAAACACACGAGAGAACCCAUACUGGAGAGCAGCCAUAUCAAUGCAACUCAUGUGGGAAAAGUUUUAACCAAUCUCAUUGUCUGAAGACGCAUAGACUGAAUCAUUGCUCAGGGAAAUUGCAGUUAGAAAACAAAAUGUAAAUUGUAGUGUAGUCAGUACAUAGUGUGUAGCUUAUGUUAUGAAAUACAUAUAGUUUUUAUUUUUGAUGUACUAGUUAAAAUGCCAUAGUCAGUAUUAAGAAUGUGCAUUGGCCAUUAUUACUAGAUUAUCCUUUCUGAAGUAAGUGAAAUACCAUUUUUUUAUUAAUAAUUUUCCAAUUUUGAUUGCAUUGCGGAAACCUUAAAUUAGUAUUUUAAUUAGUAAAAUUUGAAGUCACUUUGACUUUACCAACAAGCCACACAGCUUGAGAUAUCAUUUAUGUCCCUACAUCCUUGCUGGGUUGUUUUCAACCUAUGGUUGGGUUGAAAAGGGAUUAACCCAACCAUUGCAUAGUUGACGUAAAAUCCAUUAACUGGAUUUUUGCAUUCUACCCACAAAUCCAGCUAUUGGAUUUUACAUUUACUAUGCAAUGGUUGGGUUUAUCCCUAUUUGACCAAACAUCAUUCGGGCUGGGUAAGAGUUACAAGGUGUAUCUUCUAGAAAAUGCUUUGAAACUUCUGAAAUUAUAUUGAAAUGUAUAUCAUUUGGAAAUCAAAUCACUUUUAUUGUCACAUCACCACGUGGGGUGAGUGAAGGUCUUGGGCGCAUGCAUGUAUAAUGCAAUUGGACAGACUGUAUGACUAUAUAAAUUUGUGAAGAUAAUACAUAGAGAUAUUACAUGUUCUAUAAUGGAAGGGCUUACUAACGUUACCAAACAUUCCUCAUUACAACCAAUUGUAUUGCCAAUAGAUCAUUCUGUGUCAACUCAAUCAUAGGUCUUCAGCUAAAUAAUUGCAAAUUUUUCCAGGUGAAAGAAAUAUUUAAAUGAUGAAGAAAGACUGCAUAAUUGAAUAAUCCACUGCAAUCCAGCUAUCUAAAUUUUUCCGGGCAUGUUUGCAAUGUACAUUGUACAGCCAUAGCCACAUUUGUAGCACACAUUUAUUUCUAAUAACAGCAGGUUAGUGUUGCGAGAAAGGAGCUUUAGUGCUCCCUUUUUUUGCUUGAACAUCGACAUUUUAGAAAUGAAUGUUUUAAUAUUUAGAUUUGCAGACAUUAUUAUCCAAAUAAAGACAACAAAGCCACAAUUUAGCAGAAAAGUCCAUGUAAAUGUAUAUAUCAAAACAAUGUUCUGUAAAAUGUGUACUGCUGAAGCAACAUGAUGAAACAAAUUUCGCCCUUUGGUUGAAGGAUAAACAAUACACAUAUCAAUACUGUCUUACUGGAUACUAGAUACUGUGUUCAAGCAACAGUGACAUUAUACUUUAUCACAGCUAUGACAACAAUAAAUGGGAUGUAUAUUGUUCACUUUGUAGAAUAAAUCCUAAUUCUUUAAACCAG
Molecule: messenger RNA, 2809 nt
Organism: Triplophysa dalaica
Lineage: Eukaryota; Metazoa; Chordata; Actinopteri; Cypriniformes; Nemacheilidae
Product: gastrula zinc finger protein XlCGF57.1-like
Exons: 2
Coding region: 235-1473 (412 amino acids)
Biological process (GO): regulation of DNA-templated transcription
Molecular function (GO): DNA-binding transcription factor activity, RNA polymerase II-specific; RNA polymerase II cis-regulatory region sequence-specific DNA binding
Source: RefSeq, a predicted model, not a curated record